CUCGCGCUGAGCCCCGGGCUCUUGUUUUGGUACAGAGGGGUUUUAUUUUUAAAAGCGCGACCGGAAGUGUGUGUUCCUGCUGAUCGCGUGCGGCGGAUGAGCGGCGGGACUGAGCGGAAGAUGCUGAAGGAACGGGAGCUGCUGCUUUCCGAGAGACACCCCUGCAGUGAAGAUGAGACCAUGGUCCCGGUACUAGCCUCCAAAAAAGCCAGUGAACUCCCUGUUAACGAAGUAGCGUGUGUCCUGCAGGCCGACCUGCAGCUGGGCCUCAGCCAGGAGGAGGUGACCCGGCGGAGGGCCUACCACGGCUGGAACGAGUUCGACAUCAGCGAGGAUGAGCCGCUAUGGAAGAAAUACAUUUCCCAGUUCAAGGAUCCUCUCAUCCUGUUGCUCUUGGCCUCGGCGGUCAUCAGUGUUCUCAUGCACCAGUUCGAUGACGCAAUCAGCAUCACUGUGGCCAUUAUCAUUGUUGUAACAGUUGCCUUCGUCCAGGAGUACCGCUCAGAGAAGUCUCUGGAGGAGCUGGGGAAGCUGGUGCCUCCAGAAUGCCACUGCAUCAGAGAGGGGAAGCUGGAGCAUCUGCUGGCCAGGGAGCUGGUUCCUGGAGACACCGUCUGUCUGUCGGUCGGAGAGAGAGUCCCAGCAGACCUCCGCCUCUACGAGGCGACCGACCUGUGUGUGGACGAGUCCAGCCUGACAGGUGAGACCACGCCCUGCUCCAAGUCCACGUCCCACCAGCCGGCCGCCACCAACGGGGACAUCGCCUCCCGCAGCAACCUGGCCUUCAUGGGAACACUGGUGCGCUGCGGCAAGGCCAAGGGCAUCGUCAUCGGAACCGGAGAGAACUCGGAGUUUGGGGAAGUGUUCAAGAUGAUGCAGGCAGAGGAGGCUCCUAAGACGCCGCUGCAGAAGAGCAUGGACCUGCUGGGGAAGCAGCUGUCGCUCUACUCCUUCGGCAUCAUCGGGGUGAUCAUGCUGGUGGGCUGGCUGCAGGGGAAGAGGAUCCUGGACAUGUUCACCAUCGGAGUGAGCCUGGCGGUCGCCGCCAUCCCGGAGGGUUUGCCCAUCGUGGUGACGGUGACGCUGGCGCUCGGCGUGAUGCGCAUGGUGAAGAAGAGAGCCAUCGUCAAGAAGCUUCCCAUCGUGGAGACUCUGGGCUGCUGUAACGUGAUCUGCUCCGACAAGACGGGAACUCUGACCAAGAACGAGAUGACGGUCGCUCAGCUGUUCACCUCAGACGGCCUGCACGCCGAGGUGACGGGCGUCGGCUACAACGGAGCCGGAGAGGUGCUGCUGGAGGGGGAGGUGGUGCACGGCUUCUCCUGCUCCUCCAUCAGCAGGAUAGUGGAGGUUGGCUGUGUGUGCAACGACUCUGUCAUCAGGAACCAUUCGCUGCUGGGACGUCCCACUGAGGGAGCGCUCAUCGCCCUGGCCAUGAAGAUGGGGCUGGAGGGCCUGCAGAAGGAGUACGUCCGUCAGGAGGAGCACCCCUUCACCUCGGAGCAGAAGUGGAUGGCGGUGCGCUGCGUCCACCGCACCCAGCAGGACAAGCCGGCGGUGUACUUCAUGAAGGGCGCGUACGAGCAGGUCAUUCGCUUCUGCAGCUCGUACAACAGCAGGGGGACGGCGCUUCCCCUCGGCCACCAGCAGAGGGAGCUGUUCCUGCAGCAGAAGAGCUACAUGGGAACGGCAGGACUCCGAGUGCUGGCCUUUGCCUCUGGAGCUGACCUCGGGGCUCUGACCUUCCUGGGUCUGGUCGGCAUCAUCGACCCUCCGAGGUCGGGGGUCAAAGAGGCCGUGGCCACGCUCAUCAGCUCCGGCGUCGCCAUCAAGAUGAUCACCGGAGACUCUCAGGAGACCGCCGUGUCCAUAGCGAGUCGUCUAGGUCUGUACACUAAAGGCUCUCAGUGUCUGUCGGGAGACGAGGUGGACCAGCUCGACCUGCAGCAGCUCUCACAGAUCGUCCCCAGGAUCGUGGUGUUUUAUCGAGCCAGUCCCAGGCACAAGCUGAAGAUCGUCAAGUCUCUGCAGAACAUCGGCGCCGUCGUCGCGAUGACGGGCGACGGGGUGAACGACGCCGUGGCUCUGAAGGCGGCGGACAUCGGCGUGGCCAUGGGCCGGACGGGCACCGACGUCUGCAAGGAGGCGGCCGACAUGAUCCUGGUGGACGACGACUUCCAGACCAUCAUGUCGGCCAUAGAGGAGGGGAAGGGCAUUUACAACAACAUCAGGAACUUUGUGCGCUUCCAGCUGAGCACGAGCAUCGCCGCGCUGACGCUCAUCUCCUUGGCAACGCUCAUGAAGUUCCCCAACCCGCUGAACGCCAUGCAGAUCCUGUGGAUCAACAUCAUCAUGGACGGACCCCCCGCUCAGAGUUUGGGGGUGGAGCCUGUGGACCGGGACGUGAUCAGAAAGCCUCCUCGUAACGUCAGAGACAGCAUCAUCACCCGCAGCCUCAUCGUCAAGGUGCUGGUGUCAGCCCUCAUCAUCGUCUGUGGAACGCUGUUCGUCUUCUGGAGAGAGUUGCGGGACAACGUGAUAACUCCUCGAGACACGACCAUGACCUUCACCUGCUUCGUUUUCUUCGACAUGUUCAACGCUCUCAGCUCCCGCUCACAGACCCGGAUGGUCCAUGAAAUGGGUCUGUGCAGCAACAGGACCUUCUGCUACGCCGUCCUGGGCUCCAUCAUGGGCCAGCUGCUGGUCAUCUACUUCCCCCCCCUGCAGAGCGUCUUCCAGACCGAGAGCCUCAGCAUCUUCGACCUGCUGUUCCUGCUGACCCUCACCUCGUCCGUCUGCGUGGUGUCGGAGGUCAUUAAGAAGGUGGAGCGGCUGCGGGGAGUGGAGAGGACGUCCCACCUGGCCGGCGACUCCUUCCAUGAGGUAUGACCCCCGCCGCUCGCCACGCCUCGCCACGCCUCGCCUCGCCUCGCCUCGCCACGCCACGCCACGGGACUCUGGGGUCUGGAGGACGGCCGGUGGCAGAGGAGGAGGAGGAGGAGGAGGAGGAAGGUGGCUGGGAGCAUGAUGAUGGCUUUUUUGGCGUCUGACGACCAACGGCACUGACUGCACACGGCUGCUGGGGGGGCGGGGCUGAACCCCCCGGGCGCCAGGAGGAACUCCAGUCUGGACUGGAGGAAGCUUCUGGCCCCGGGGCGAGAGGGGCGGGGCGGGGCGGGGGAGGGAUGGGGGCUGCUGGGAGAGUCCAGCAGAAGACUGAAGCACGCGGCGUCCACCCACAUGGUUUCUGUUAGCUCCGCCCCCCCACACCCCUCGCCGCCCCGCCUCGUCACAGGGUCCCGACCGUGGAAACCCACCACACCUUCCUGCAUUCCUGCAGCCGCCCGGCUUUAGUCUGUCCCCCUCGUGUAGGACGCGAGCGUAGGCUAACCCUCUGAGGAGGCUUCCUCUCUCUUCUUCUUCUUUGGUAUAUAAUUUAGACGGUGUUGACCACUACCUGGCUUGCUUUGUGUGGGUGAAUAUGGUGAGUUAAUCUGAAAAGGGCGGGGCUUAUUUUAAUUCCUCUAUAAGUAGGUACACAAUAUAUGGGCUUGUUUUUUUUUUGUUUUGUUUUUUUUAUCCUGCUUGUUGCUGAGUGCACUGGUGGAGAAAUGAAAAGGAACGUAUGGCUUCAGUCGUUCAGCCAAUAAAAAACUGAUUUUCUGUCUGCAUCCUAUUGGCGCUGUGUCGGGCCACUGUGGCCGCUGGACAAAAAACCAAGAAACAAAAAGAGUUUCCUGUCCUGUGAAGCACGAGGGCGCAUCAGGGCCACCGGACGGAGCAACAACUUACCAAUAUCCUGAGAAAAAAA
This is a messenger RNA of Myripristis murdjan (pinecone soldierfish), 3811 nucleotides long. RefSeq names its product ATPase secretory pathway Ca2+ transporting 1 (gene atp2c1). Gene Ontology annotation, cellular component: membrane. The record is from RefSeq and is a predicted model, not a curated record. Lineage: Eukaryota; Metazoa; Chordata; Actinopteri; Holocentriformes; Holocentridae. Gene Ontology annotation, biological process: calcium ion transport. Gene Ontology annotation, molecular function: ATP hydrolysis activity; P-type calcium transporter activity; ATP binding. The transcript is spliced from 27 exons. The coding region runs from base 97 to 2889 and encodes 930 amino acids.